Penicillium chermesinum is the source of this 1188-nucleotide messenger RNA. RefSeq lists its product as uncharacterized. Gene Ontology annotation, molecular function: oxidoreductase activity. NCBI's taxonomy places the organism in Eukaryota, Fungi, Ascomycota, Eurotiomycetes, Eurotiales, Aspergillaceae. The transcript has 3 exons. Bases 1 to 1188 code for a protein of 395 amino acids. The record is from RefSeq and is a predicted model, not a curated record.
AUGGCUUCUCGAAAGUGCGCCGCGGUGGUCGUGGGCGCCGGUCCGGCCGGUGUGGCCGUCAUGGGCAAUCUGUUGGAGCGUCAACUGGGCACCAUUGCUUGGGUUGACCCCUGCUUCGAGGCCGGUCGCAUCAACCGUAGAUAUCGCGAAGUCCCGAGUAAUACCAAGGUCGCUCUUUUUGAAGCCUACGCGACUGCUACACAACCGUUCCGAAAUGUUAUUGAGAAGGCUCGACUCCCCAAUGCCUUCUCCACAAUGUCCAAGCUCGAACAGGAUAAGACCUGUCACUUGCACUAUGCAGCCGACAUGGUUCGAGAUCUUACAGAUGGUCUGGUGAAGAUGGAGCAGGUUUACGCCUGUCGCGGCUUUGUCACAGCAGCUAAGCUCACUGAGAAGUCAUCCAACCAAUGGACCGUGCGCGUUCAACGCCAUGACUCCGAGGGAGACGUCGAGAUCGAAACUUCCCGCCUGAUCCUCUGCACAGGCUCCCACCCAACCAACCUCCCAUGCCCGGUCCCCAGCCUCGAUAUCCAGCAGCUGGACCUCGACACUGUCCUGAAGCCUUCGGAGCUCACCGAGGCCAUUCCUACCAACCGCCCCUCCACCAUUGCCGUCGUUGGCGCCUCGCACAGUGCUAUCCUCGCCCUCCUCAACCUCAUCCAACUUGCCCGUACCUCCCACCCACAACUCCGCGUCAAGUGGUUCACCCGUCACCCCCUCCGCUAUGCAGAGUACAUGGACGGUUGGAUCCUGCGCGAUAACACUGGACUGAAGGGCACGGCAGCUGAUUUUGCCCGCACUCAAUUAGAAGAUGAUAAGCUCGCGACUUCGCCCGCCGGCGAGGUGAUCACGAAGAUCGACUGUACCGGCGGUGACGCCCGUGAGAAUGCGCAAUACUGGGCUCAUCUCCCCACCUGCUCACAUAUCGUCCAUGCGGUUGGAUUCACCCGGGAUCCUUUACCGCAUCUUACCAAGAAUGGGUCACCUUUGGCUCUGGAGUUUGACCACGAGAGUGGUCGUUUCCACGAAAGUAACAAUGGGCCCGCUAUCCCUGGGCUGUUUGGUGCUGGUAUCGCUUUCCCGGAACGAGUGGUUGAUCCUUAUGGGAAUGUCGAGUAUGCAGUUGGUUUCUUUAAGUUCAUGAAGUUCUUGAAGAAGGUUGUUCCCUCCUGGGCAACUAAAAUUUGA